This is a messenger RNA of Pocillopora meandrina, 1593 nucleotides long. NCBI's taxonomy places the organism in Eukaryota, Metazoa, Cnidaria, Anthozoa, Scleractinia, Pocilloporidae. The record is from the annotation of a GenBank genome assembly.
GCGCUCUUAAAUUGCGCGGUUACCAAUUUCCAAAUGAAAGAACAGAUGAUCCCGAGCGAGGCAGUGGUUGCUGUGCUUGACAAAAACACCGGUGAUCAGAGGAGCUUUCUCUUGAAGAUGGUCCAUAUUGUUGCUGUAGGACUCUCUUUGCUAGUGAUCUGGCUUGCUCAGCCUGGAUCAAGUAAGUUUGUUUAAAUAUUGUUUAAUCGUGAAGCCUUCUUAGACCUCUUUAGCUUAAAUGUUUUGUUUUCUUCUUGAUCGAAGGUCUCAAGGGGAAUUUCGUUCUUUGUAUUUUGUAAAUUACGCCUACAUAUACAUGCACGUGAAUAAGAGGAAAUUUGAAAGAAACAGUGCUCUAGUAUUAUCACAUGACCUACCUUCGGAAGGCUGAACAUACGAACUAAAGAGCUUCAUUUGGCGAAAGCUCAGUGUUACAUAAUGAAGACUAAGUUAUCCCUAACAAUAUGUUCAUCAUUACUAGUACUUCAUUGUUGCUUUCAAUGAUCCAUCGUCCAGUUGUGCUUUCUUGAUAGUUAACACAUAAAAAUUUUUUGCUACAAUAUGUUGAUUAAUGUUACAAGUACAUCUAUCCGUGAUUUUUUUCAUUACUCAGGUCUGUUUUCGUGGCAUCCAACUCUGAUGGCCUUGGGUGUAAGUAAAAUCUGAUCCGUAGUUGAAAGCUCGCUCGGUAUCUUAGAGACAUUUUCAUAACAAAUAUUUUUGCCUUAUUUGCACUCAAAAGCGCUUAUUUAUUCUCCUGUGCUGAUUCUGCUGUGUUGAAGCUUGAAAAGUUAUAAAUAAUGAGGCAAUCGAAACAGUUUUUCCUUGUAUUCGUACUGCUUAAGAAAGUGAGGGAGAAGGGGGGGGGAGGGGGGGGGAGAGAGAGUGCUUGUUUGAUAUUUGACCAAGGGGGUAGGAGCCUAUAUAGGGAGGGUGCCUAUUAGAAUCUUGGUGCUUAUUCAAGGAAAUACAAUAAUCAUAUUAAAAUUCUAAUAUAAUUAUUGUGCUCAUACAUUGGCAAAUUUCCUUGAAUCAUUAGAUAGCCUUGAGUAGUUUUUCUAACUGCAGACUUUUUUAAUGUAGUUCAGUUUCCUGAUGAUUGAAGCGAUCCUGAUGUUUUCACCUCAAAGUUCUCUCAUUGCCUCAGCUCCUCGUGCCACUAAGGUCAAACUACAUUGGAUACUUCAAACCUCAGCUGUAGUCGCUGCCGUGGGUGGCUUUGCUGCCAUCUACUAUAACAAAAAUAUUCACAACAAGCUUCACUUUCAAAGCUGGCAUGGAUGCCUGGGGUUAUGCACUGUGAUUCUCAUCUGUCUCCAAUCUCUUCAAGGUGUUGGAGUUUUGUACUCCAAGCUACCACUUGCCAGUAUGAUGAAGCCUAAACAAUUGAAACAACUUCAUGCCAUGUGUGGUUCACUAGUGUAUCUUGUUGCCUGUAUCACUCUUUGCCUGGGUUUUUAUUCAAACUGGUUUGUGAAGAACACCAACAUCUAUGUCCAGGGGGGGAGUGUAAUGUCAGCUAUAUGUCUGGGCAGUAUUGUGAUAGGGCAAGUUUAUACAGAGUAUGGCUUAAAGAGACGUCCAGGAACAUAA